Messenger RNA from Rubroshorea leprosula, 619 nucleotides. The record is from the annotation of a GenBank genome assembly. NCBI's taxonomy places the organism in Eukaryota, Viridiplantae, Streptophyta, Magnoliopsida, Malvales, Dipterocarpaceae.
CGGCGGUUGCUUGAACCCAAUCCCGCAGUUUCAUGGUGCAUCAGAAUCUAUAUAAAUUGCGAAACUCAGACCGAUUGAACCAGACUGUCCCUUGUAAAUUUGUUGAAAUCCCUCCGAUUGAACCCAUGCCAUCACUUUAAAAUUUCUCUGGUGAGUUAGCUGGAUUGAACGACGAUAAGCAGUGUCAAUUUGAUGAAAUCGGGUCGAUUGAAGGGAAGACGCUCGCCGCUGACCCUUAUCGCUUUUGGAAUUGCCACGGUCAUCUUCUUCAAAGACCCUGCUGUCGCUACGCUCACUCGUAUAGAUCUAUCUUUUGGAAGCAAUAGUGGGACCCUUCUCAAAUUUGGAAAAGGAGUCUAUCUGCGCAGGUCGCCGACGUGGGAGGGGAUCGUUGCAGAUAUGUCAUUUGUGGAUCAUAUCUACAUGGGACACAGGCGAUGACGAUCCAUCGAAGCGAAUAGCUCGGAACUAAAGCAUAUUAAGAAUCAGGGUUCCUGUUAACCUCUAUUUUGAACUAAGAAUAGAAUAUAACUGGGUGAAUGGCUGAGGGGUCAAGUUAUUUGUAAUCUAUUCUUAAUUGACCUAAAAAUAUAUUUUAUAAGAAAUGUGUCUAGUUAUG